Oryzias melastigma (Indian medaka) is the source of this 627-nucleotide messenger RNA. It is a transcript of the gene zcchc7, whose product is annotated as zinc finger, CCHC domain containing 7. Gene Ontology annotation, molecular function: zinc ion binding; nucleic acid binding. The record is from RefSeq and is a predicted model, not a curated record. Lineage: Eukaryota; Metazoa; Chordata; Actinopteri; Beloniformes; Adrianichthyidae.
CACUUUUCUGAUGGCUGUCCGGAGAUCUGGAGGCAGUACCAUCAUACAACCAAAAAUGCCCCCCCAGUACCCAAGCAAGCAGAGGAUAAGGGCCAGUCUUCUGCUUACUGCUACAACUGCGCCGAGAAGGGACACUAUGGCCAUGCCUGUACGAAACCUAGAAUGUCCGAAGGGGUUUUUGUCCACGUGCCAUACAUAAACCACUACGACACGUUGGAGGAAAUUCAACGCAGGCAAGAGGAGAGAAAGGGAAAAGCUCAAAAAAUGCAGGAAAUUCCCGCCUCGAGCACCCCACCUGCUCAACCCGUUUUUGAAGGAAAACGGCGACUUCCCAAGAGCAGAAAGGCAAAAAAAGAAGGGGAGAAGGAAGAGAAAAAAUGAAAAAAAAAAGAUAGACGGACAACACACUUACGAGUCCCAACCAUCCUAGGUGGACUGUGUGAGAAAAAAAAACGUAAUAUUUUCUUCUUAAAGCGUGACCUCAAACAGGUGAGGAAGCUGAAACAGGUUUUCUUCGUCAUGUUUCUGCUUCCUGCUGUGAUGUGCAGCUUCUGAUUGUUCAAUUUUGAAGUGUUUCAGUCCAAUGCUUGAUAUUUUGAUAUUUCAUUAUUAAAUCUUUAACAAUUA